Messenger RNA from Volvox carteri f. nagariensis, 312 nucleotides. RefSeq lists its product as uncharacterized. The transcript is spliced from 3 exons. The coding region runs from base 1 to 312 and encodes 103 amino acids. The record is from RefSeq and is a predicted model, not a curated record. NCBI's taxonomy places the organism in Eukaryota, Viridiplantae, Chlorophyta, Chlorophyceae, Chlamydomonadales, Volvocaceae.
AUGAUUCGGGUGCAAGGGGAGGUUCUCAGCUUGGUGAAGAUGGUAUCUAACCUUUGGGAGUGCAUCAUUUCAAGAACUGUGACGUGGGGCGCCCCCGAAAAGGACCUUCCAUGCACCUAUGGCAAGUGUCCUAGCGGCCCAAUAGGUGUCCUGUGUCGCCAUGAGGCGACGGAAUGGGUUGCCCAGGCCAGCACGGAUCUCGAAACUGCUGAGCGUUGCCCGGCACACGUUCCGAGCACGGUCGGGCGCAUCACCAUUAAGAAUUUUGCAAUCAAGCUGCAUGGGUACAUUACACGCAUAUUGCAUGGAUGA